This is a messenger RNA of Drosophila simulans, 627 nucleotides long. Its product is annotated as kunitz-type serine protease inhibitor bungaruskunin. The coding region runs from base 116 to 511 and encodes 131 amino acids. Gene Ontology annotation, molecular function: serine-type endopeptidase inhibitor activity. Lineage: Eukaryota; Metazoa; Arthropoda; Insecta; Diptera; Drosophilidae. The record is from RefSeq and is a predicted model, not a curated record. The transcript has 2 exons.
UUGAACGUAAUUGGUCGUCUAAGCGCGGCAUAUAGAACUGGAAUAUAGAACAUUCGGACCAGUUCAGUUCACAGUCGUUGCUUUUAACGUUCAGUUAUCAGGUUCCAAGCACAAAAUGCUUCUGCGGGUGACCCAGUUUCUCUGCCUCGGGGCACUCGUAUUGCUAAGUCUUAUGCAACUUACGCAGGCAGUAGCCACUCCCAAUAAUAAUAAUAAUAAUAAUAACAAUAUUAAACCGAAGGCUGUGGUUCAGGUGCAGCCUGGAAAUCCACCGGGAAUCAAGCCUGCAGUCGCCACAACCACAACUACAAUCAAACCACAGAGACUGGUACCAGAUCCCAAAUGCCUGCAGCCCUUGGAGGUUGGCCCAUGUCGCAUGAGCCUAGAGAGGUUCUACUACAACAAGGAUAAAAAAGCCUGCGAGACCUUCAAGUACGGAGGAUGUCGAGGCAAUGACAAUCGUUGGGGAUUCCGACAAACUUGUGAGGAGGCUUGUAUCCCCAAAAAGUGAACCAUUGAUGGCGGUCGAAAAAUACGAGAUUGUUUGCAAAUUGUAAAUGCUAGAUGAAAUUAUUUGUUGUUGUAUAUUAAAAUAAUUACUUGAAAUGGGUUUUUGCUAAUGCGAAA